Molecule: messenger RNA, 9228 nt
Organism: Strongylocentrotus purpuratus (purple sea urchin)
Lineage: Eukaryota; Metazoa; Echinodermata; Echinoidea; Camarodonta; Strongylocentrotidae
Product: kinesin-like protein KIF26B
Exons: 13
Coding region: 426-6197 (1923 amino acids)
Biological process (GO): microtubule-based movement
Molecular function (GO): ATP binding; microtubule binding; microtubule motor activity
Source: RefSeq, a predicted model, not a curated record
UUAGGUCUGAAAGGGCCCCCUCUUUUUUAAUUCGCCAAUUGGGGAACAGUAGCUCGUCUUGCAUUAUUCUGGCUGGUGUAAGGCAUGAACAAGCAUCGGUUUUGAAGACCCACAAAAAGGCACGUAGUCCUUUUUUCUCAAUUCUAUUGUCUGAGCGUUCUCAUUGUGCUGGUGUGUUUUAUUUUCAUUAAGGGAAGCAGAGAGUGUUCAUUCAGUUCAGUCCUGAUUGUGAUACGAAACGGACCAAUUUUGGGAUUCGUCCUCAGACUCUCUUCGGCUUCCAGUCCACCGUAGCUCAGGAUUUUAUACUCUUUGGAAAGUUUGGAGUUUGACUUGUUUUUGAAAGGAUUGAGUAACUUGGAGGGAUUCAUGUAGAGGAAGCUGUCCUCGUUGCUGGUGGUCAUUCCGUAUGUGAUAAACUGAUAAUGGUUCGAUUCAUCCAGGAGACUCUUCCAUCACUUGGAUCUUCAAUAACUGCUAUGGCUGCACAGAAACUGAACCUAAGCUCCAAAAAGAAAAGGAAAGGGAGUAUACCCAUCAUGAAUACACCCGAGCCCCCCAUCAUGAUGAUGCAGCCCCCAGAGCAACCAAUCUUUCCCACCAACUUCAGCAGCAUUAUCCUGAGGAACCCCCCUCCUGCACCGCCCUCAUUGCUUCGUAAUGUGAACAGGGUUAAGGAGCACCCAGGCGUAGGCAAGGUGAAAGUGAUGCUGCGUGUGAUACCAUCAGGUAACCCUUGUGAUACAGCCACCUUUGUCACCGUGGACACCAAGAAGAAACAGGUCACGCUCUUUGACCCUUCCUUCCUGACCGGUCAUGUAUCUACAGCAGGUCGUAGGGCGGGUGUGGCUGCACCUAAGAUGUUUGCCUUCGAUGCUGUCUUCCCCCAUGAUGCAUCACAGGCUGAGGUGUGUGCAGGCAGUGUAGCUGAUACAGUGCAGGCUGUAGUCAAUGGAGCGGAUGGUUGUCUCUUUUGCUAUGGUCAUGCUCAUUUGGGCAAGACCUACACAAUGAUUGGAUCUGAUGAGUCUGUACACAAGAUUGGAGUGAUCCCAUCUGCCAUAGCGUGGCUCUUCAAACUCAUCAACGAGAAGAAAGAGAAGACAAGCACGAGGUUCUCAGUCCGAGUCUCGGCCGUAGAGGUUUAUGGCAAGCAAGAGAAGCUUAGAGAUCUUCUUAUUGAACAAGCAAAUGGGAGUAACAAUGGAUGUGGCACGUCACCAGCCCUCUACCUCCAAGAAGAUCCCAUCUGUGGGGUACAGCUCUUGAAUCAGAAUGAACUAAGAGCACCCACGGCAGAGAAGGCAGCCUUCUACCUGGAUGCUGCUAUUGCUACUAGACUCACCAAAGGCAAGAAUGAAGAGGCACAUGAUGGGCGAUACUCCCACAUGCUCUUCACCCUCCACGUCUACCAGUACCGCAUCGACAAGUCCGGUAAGGGCGGAGUCAUUGGUGGGCGGAGUCGUCUUCAUCUCAUAGACCUUGGUAGUGGUGACCGGGGAGGGGGCAGAGCUGCUAACGGCGCUGCACUUUCCUUCUCCGCCCUCGGUAACGUCAUCCUGGCUGUCUUGAAUGGACAAAAGCAUAUACCUAACAGGGAUAGCAUGUUAACGAGGCUGUUACGUGAGGCUAUGGGGAGUCUUUCCUGUCGAACAGUCAUGAUUGCACAUGCUUCAGCAGCCCUUAACAACUAUGCAGAGACACUAGGAACCAUCCAGAAUGCAUCUAGGAUACAUCGCAUGAGGAAGAAGAAAUCUAAGUACUCUGGAACUAGUUCAAGUGGUGGUGAUAGUUCUUGUGAUGAGGGUCGAAUAAGAAGACGUCGCUACGCACCUCCAGCAAACAAUGGAGUAUGUGUAACGGAUGCAGUGAACCAGAGUGAUCCCGAGUACAUCUCAAGCAGUGAACAAUCCUGUGAUACAGUCAUCUAUGUAGGACCCGAUGGAUGUGCAUUGAGCGAUAGAGAGUUAACAGACAAUGAAGGACCACCAACAUCGCUUCCAAUCCUAAAGGGAAUGAGUUCAAGUGAGGAUGAUAGAUGUGGAUCAUCAAGUGAUAGGGACAUAGAUGAGUUUCGAUGGGCCAAUGCCGAUUCCACCAAUGAGAUGUCAGGAAGAGAUACAGAUGGUGGCAGUGAUGCAGAAUCAAGGACUACUAAAUCUCUUUUUAACAAAGGUGCUAAAUCUUCCAAAUUGUCAUCUAAGAGCUUGAUACCUAAGCUAUCUUCAUCUCCCAAGAGAAAGCCAUCGGAUCAAUCCAAAAAGGCACCUCCACUUCCUCCCAAGAGGUCAGACAGCACGAAGGAAUCAUUGAACAGGAAGAAAGCUGCCAAGGAUGCGUUGUCAAAUGGAAAAGCCAAGGUGAAUCGACACUCUUCAGAAAAGAAACUGACACAUGACCCAAAGGUUAAUGGAAUAUCUGGGCCUGACAGGCCACAGAAUUUCCCAAGCAAUCUCAAACCUCCUUCUGCCAUACACAAACCAAAACCUCUUCCAAAGCCUAAGCCAAUCACAGUACCCAGACCAAAGGCUUUCAUUUCAUGCUCCGACACAGAGGCUGAGAACUACAUGUCGCAAGAGAGGCGAAAUGUUGGAAGGUCUUUUCUUCUGGUGGAAGAUGAAGACGAUGAUAUGAACGAGGAGCUUGAGCACAGGCCAAGUGGAAAGUCUGCAUCUGAUGGAGAGUUGAAAGACAAUAGCACAAGUGAAGAUGAACCUGAUGAAGACGCAUUAGCAGCAUUGGCUGGUAUGCCACUGGCCCCAAAUGGGCGUGGCAACCUGUCUCCUGUCUUGGAAAUAGAUGAUGCAGCAUCAGAGAAAGGGGAAGAUUGUCAGACCAAAGUGAAUGGAGAUAUAGAGGAUGAUGAUGAUGAACUGACAGCGGCUUUGAGAAAUGCAGAUGCUAACUUCACCACCCAGGCUGCCAAUCUGGCAGAAAACCCAGUCGUUGAGACACCAUCAGCAGUAGAAGCCUUGCCUAUUGUACUGUCUCCAAGAGUAGAGAGACUCCUGUCACCUACUGCUCUCAAGAAGGCUGGUAUUGAUGCUGAAUGUCUGAUGAGGACCAUCCAUUCCUUAGAGGGUCUUUCUGAAUUCCUGGACAAACCAAUCUCAGAGAUUUCAGAGGAUGACAUAUCAUCAUUGGCAUGCUCCGAGCAGGACACCCUGAGCUAUGUGUCUAGAGACACAGAAGAUGUCACCUCGGUUACAGACAUGUCCAUUGAUGACCUUCCUAUGGGAUCAGAAGCAAUGUGCUGCAUAAAGGAACUUGGAAGAAGGUCUCUGGAUUCCUACUCUGAGAAUUACUCUAUUAGUUUCAACGGUGCUAGUGUGGAUGCAUGCCUUAAUGAACCCCUCCUCUUGUUAGGGCAUGAUGAGAGAAACAAACUAGGACUUGGUAACUAUGUCUACUCAGAUGAUGAGUCAGAGAUUGCUGAUGGGUCAAGUCGUCCCCGGCGGUCAGAGCGUCAAUCAGAAAAGGACACCUUCGACUCUUUUUCAAUGGCUGCACGAGACAUUGAGGCCAUUAAGCAGCUCUAUGUCAUAUCAAAUAUGAGCAAUGAAAAUCUAUCUAUUGAUGAUGACAUAUCGGAAGUUAACGUGCCCAAUCUGUCAUUUGGCGAGUCCUACUUACAGGAUGAGCCUUCUGUGGUCACAUACAUGACAAUCAAUAACGAUGAACAGGUAGUAAUGAGGGAGAAGCAUUUAGCUCUUGAUGAUCUCGAUCAUCCAUUGAGAAGACUCAGCUGCAUAAGCGAUGCCACAGAUGCUACCUUCAGUACAGCCUCCCGUCCAGCCAGUUUUGCAGAUCAGGACGAUAUGACUCUUAUCGGUGAAUGCAAUUAUGAGGAUUCUAAGAAUGAACCUACCUCACCCAAUACUAUCAAUCUUAUCAACAGCUUGCAGAAUCUCCACAUGGAUGCCAUGAAGCACAGCAAUGGCUUCAUCAGACCGCAGUGGUAUCAGAAUAGUCCUUAUGGCAACACGGCUGAAGAGACAGGAAGGACAGGAUACACACCUUCAUCUUCAGAGACCUCUCCUGUCUGGCUCAGAAUGAACAUUCCAGUCUCUUCAUCAACAGAGCAAAAAGGCAAGCAAGGUCAAUCUAGUAGUGGGGUACCAAGGAAUGGCUGCACAAACAGAGUAGUUUCCCAUCUGGACACCAAUGCCAUUCUUCCAAAUGGAAUAAGACAAAACCUUCCAGCUCGUCUAUUGACUGAAGUCUUGAGUAACUCGAGCCCAGCGUCUUUCUACAAUAGUCCUCAGCAUCAGGCCACUGUGGCUUCAGUCCAAGCCAGGAAUGUGCACCUUUCCCAGCAACCUUCUCCUCGUAUUCUAAGUGCUGCUAUCCAAAGUGCUAAACAUCAGAUGGCUGUGAGAAAUGACAUGCCAAAGAUUCAGUGUCUAGCUGAUCUGGAGAAGUUAUACGGCAUUGAUAUCCGCAAGCCUGAUGGAGCUGCUACAGAAGAUGUGAAGAGUGAGCCUAUCCCUGCUGACCAUCAUGUAUUUGAUGGAGGCAAAGGGUUUGAUAUCUCAAGCAUGGAACGUCCUCCUGCAAUUGGUGCCUGCUCUGCACCUCCCUUUGAAGUGGAAAUGAAUCCCUACUUCUUACAGGAGUAUGAUGAUGCAUUGCUGUCUGGUGAGACCAAGGAGACAAUUGCCAUGGUACAUCAGCCUCCAAAAGUGACCGUGAGUGAGGCAAGGACUAAGAGACUUGUAAGCAGGAAAGAGAGUGGACAAUCAGAGGCCAGCAGUAUAUCAAAGAGUAGUGAUUUAACUGUUCAAAGCUGUCCUGUUACUAGAUUACCACAACCAAGUCAUCAUGGGACACCCUCAAAAAGCUCUGCAGCCUCCAAAAUGUCUUCCCGCACUGGCAAGCCUCCCCCCAAAUCCAGGGAGGAGAACCAUCCAGGAAGCAAGAGUGCACCUACGUCUUCCAAAAAGACUGCUCAAACAAGUAGGAUACCCCAGAAACCUCAGGCCAACCCUCGCAGUCAAACACCCAAAUCAAGUGCCCUCCCUGUCAGGAAGUCCCUAAGCAAGUCAGCACCAUCACUUUCCAGAACAAACCAAACCUCAACAAAGAUUCCCAUCACAACGGUCACAUCGGUGGAUGGCACCUCUGAUCCAGCUCCCAGCAUGCGCAAUGCAAACAACAACAUCGCCCAGCUCCAGCCUGGUAGUCGACUAACAAACUCCUCCGACAGCAGUAAUGACAGUGGUAUAGCUUCCAGUGAGAACGUCACCAACUCCAAACCUGCCAUUCUCUCUCCAUACUCCACCGUCACCAAACCAAGGACAACCAAGAGCUCUAGCAGUGGACAUGGUAGUGAUAACAGCAGCACAUUCAGUGACAGUGUACCUGCCAGCAAGGGCAUACGAAGGGUCAAUGGUGCCAGUGGUACCAGUAGUGGAUAUGAAAGUAUGCUGAGGGAUAGUGAGAACACAGCUAGCUGUUCCUCUGCUCAUGACUCGCUCAGUGAAGGAUCCUGUGGACGGGUUAAAGGCAGCAAACUACCAAGGAAGAAGUUUGGAGGUGCCAGAAGAAGUCGUAGUGUUCCCCGAUCCUCAGCGUCUGACUGUGGUCCUUCCACUGGAAGCAGCAGCAAGUCAAGUCGCUGGAAAGACCUGCCCCCUCGACCCAUCUUACCAAACAAAGAAGGCGUGGAACUCAAGGUUUACGAGGUCGAUGAUCCUCAUCGAAUCCAGCAACAAAGACCAGAUACAAUCAAGGAUACCAGCGUUGUUAUUAACUCUAAAUCACCCAGUAAAUCAUCUAAUAAAUCACCUAGUAAAUCACCCAAAAAGGCUUGCGACACUAACACCUUGAGUAGCUCUGGGUCUAAUGGUGCUCCACCCAAACCAGAGAGAUAUGAGAGAGCAGCAAGGCCCUCAGAGACUUGUGAGGAAGCAAGUGGUUCCUCCUCGUCUCUGAUUCAGAGUCGUCAUCGUGAGUUGCGGGCUCAACUGGCCUUAGCUGAGGCUCAGCUACAGGAAGGCGAAGGCCAGUGCCCGUUUGAGCUCCACGUUCUGGAAGAAGUGGAGUCCCAGUUCGGGGAGCUCGCCCCUUCGCCCAUGGAGGAAGAGACAGCCCGCCUGGAAGAGCGACUGAUCAAUUGUCGCGCUCAUCUGGCAAUGAUCAAGUGCCUCAAUCUCCUGUGCUGCUCGCCGAAGAGACACAAACCAAGCCCCACAUAGAUGGCAUAGAGACUCUUGAAGACAUGAUGAUGCCUAAUUGCCAGAGUGAGCAAGUUCCCCAUUCUGGGCAGGAGUGAUGCUAGGAGUGAGGCUAUGAGUGUUCAUUGAUCAAAGACAUACUGCAUUCAAAAUGAGGACUAUAAAACAUUUGAAUAUUUUACUGAAGUGACCAAAAUUGAUUGGCCAUUGGUAGAUGCUAUAUGAUGUGCUGCUUUGUUACUUCAUGACCUUUGACCUGGAGUUGAUAUCUUAGACGAGGAUUUGAAAGAUGAGUUAAGGAAAGGAUGAAUUCAGCUGUCUGCGAAACUCUGAUUUUGCUACUUGUAGUAGAAGCUGGCCAAACUUGGAUGAACCCAGACCACUUGACAAAACAGUUGAAAGAAAGAGAUGAUAGAAAUGAUCAAUUGAGUUCUUCAGACUUAAGUUCUUAUCCUCUCCUUAAGGAGAAGAAACAAAUGAUUAAUUAUCCUGAGGGUUUUGAUGUGAUGACCACUUUUCAGGAAUUUUGAUUAUACCUAACCAAAGUCAAGGUAUAGAAAGUGAAAGUAAACAUAAUAAAGUGUGCUUCAUAACACACCAAUGUGCUGCUUGUAUGGAAGGGAAUAGAAACAGGAUAGAAUGAGGAGCAUUAGAAAAACAAAUUAAUUUUUUUUUAAAAUUCUUUCCUUCUAUUUCUUUUUCUUUUAUACUAUUGAUUUCAACAAACUCACGUUUUUGAAUGUCAGUUUAUCUAAAGAUGUGAAAAUAUCAUGGGCUAACAAUUUUUUGAAAAUCAGGAGCUUUUGGCUUUGAAUAUCCUAUUAAUUUGGAAGAGACUGGCAAUGAAUUGAUGCAUUGUUUAUCUCUAUUGUUCUUAUUGCUUAUCUUUAAGUGUAUGCUGCUAUAUGACAAGUAUCAAUGUCUCAUUUCAAUCAAGUACGCCACAUGAAAAAUAUUUCUGUUGGCUACCACAUGGUUUUCGAUCUGUAAAUUUCAUUUCAAUAAUGGAAAUAUGGUGCUGUCAUUUUUAUACAACCUUUGCAAGUUUUUCUAACUUUGUCAGUAUACAUCUAUUACAGUUGAUGAUAAUGUCAGUUUAAGUUGAUAGAUAGAUAGCAAUCUUACAUCAAUUUGCAUGAUUUACCAUUUCACUACAUAUGAAUAUGAAUACAUUUAAAGGUCUUUUUGUAAGCAUUUUUGUAUUAAUUAUGGCUGUCUGAUGUGGAUAUCACAAACUUCAUUUAUAUAGAAUACCUUCAAUGCACACUUGUAUGUCUAGUAGCAGUCAGGCAUCACUGCUCUUUUUAUUAGUUAUUCAUUAUGAUGAAAUAAAUCCUUACUGAUAAAUUGUCAGAAAAUGUGUCUCCCUUUCCCAUUUUGUACAGUUCAGAAAUAUCAUUGGUUCUUUUCGUACAAAAGUAUAUUUGUAUUUAUAAAAUGUACAUAGUUAUACAUAUUUCAUCUAUUUAUCUUUGUCUUGACCAUUUCACUUGUGAAAUAAAGUCAUUUUCCAGAAAUAUGUCGAGAUAGUUUCCCCUUCAUUUCUUAGUGAUGAAAUUUCUUUUGUUCAAAUGCAUACUGAACAAUUUGUGACACAUUAUACCGAAUUUGUAAGUGAUGGGAUGUGAUAGUAUUCUAUUGUUUGACUUUGUCAUGACUAUCCCAUGAACGUAGUUUGAGAAUUAGAGAAUGUAGAUCAGUAUUGAAUGCACAUACUUGCCUUCUUUUUCUCUUGCAUGUGCUGUAAGAGAAUUUAUUUUGUAGAUAGUAGUAUUCUCUCAUAAUGUAUAUAACUCAGAAGAGAAAGAUAUUCAGGCAACUUUGUUAGAUUUUCUAUACUCUUUUUGCACAUUCUAUGCAUUUAUACCAUACCCAAGGAGAUCAUUUCUAUAUUUGCAUUAGAGAUUACAAGUUGAAAUGUUUAUUCUUUAUAUGUGUAUUCUAUUCAUUGUAAUUGGAAAACCAAAUCCAAGACAGUUGCACGUAUCAUCAAUUGGUGGAAUAGCUGUUUCAAUUGAUUUGGUUUACGUGUAAAGAAAAUAUUUCAGAACAAUUUGACUAACCAUUUGGUUUAUGUAUAGCAAACAUUGUUUAUAUUAAAGAUAUUACUGAUUCUUUCUAGAUAAUUAGAUAUGAAGAGGUAUAUAGAAAUAUAGAAUAUAAAAGUAGAAUGUCUCACAAAUGUAUAUGAAACUUUGUACAGCAAGUCUUUCAUGCUUCAUAAGUGUAACGUAAAGGAGAUGGAAAAAAGAGAUGUUGUUGGACUUUUACUUCCUGUAAGCAUUUUUUUUUAUACACACAGUGAAUUCUUAGUUCUCUUCUUCAUUACUUAAUAAUUGGUUAACAAAAUAUGUCAAACAGUUUACUAGGUUUAAGUACUAUUCCAUUGAAAGACAAGAGUUUGUGUGUGUAUGUUUGUAUGUGUGUUUAUGUGUGUCUUUAAGAUAUUGAGUGACAUUUUGCUGCUCGUGUUGGUACAUACAUCUAUUUAGGUUGGCCAAAAUUUUGCUUUGAAAUCUGGAUGAAAGAGGUCACCAUCAAGACAUUGGUAAAUGGCAGGCUUUAUGAAAGUUGGUCAGUUGCUGCAUGAUAUGUGUACCUGUUUCUUUCCAUGUCUUGCUUACAUAUUGUAUGCAUGUAUGUAUGUAUGUCACAGUUAACCCUUAUUUAUUACCAGUGAAGAGAAACAUUUGCAAGAUAUUUUAGCACAUUAGAUUGUAAAUACAGAUCCUGUAGAAAAAAAGAAAUCAGAGAAAUCUAGUUAUAAUCAUGGAAACGGAAGAGAUUUUAUGUGCAGUAAUUGUCUUUUGAAGGGCAGAAUUGAAUUUGUGUUUUACUAUGACAAAAGUUCAUGAACAAGUGAGAAGAGAGUGAUUAUUAUAUGAGGUAGGCAUCUAUAUGUUUCGAUUAGAAUAUUAUAUUUGCAAUAUGAUUUAUUAGAAUGUGUAUCACGUUCGUGUUUGCAAAUGCAAAGACGGAAAGAUUGAACUUUUGUGUGUACAAACUUGUGUGGCAUUGGUCGGUUAUUAAAUUCCACCUUGAAUAAGAGAAA